AAGAAGUCAAUAUGGCGUUACAGUACCGUAGCAAAUGCGCUAAAAAUAUCAAACUUUACAUGCUUAUAACUUUUGAACCAUUGGAUUCCUAAAGUUGAGACUUGCAUUUUUGGAUUCUCCGCAUCAAAAACUAUAGAUUGAAAAAAAAAAAAGUCCAAAAUUUUGGGUCCGGUAAAGUAAAGUUCACCCGCCCCGAUUAUCAGAGCCCCCCUUACCUAAAGUAGCAGUUUAUGCUCCGUCUAUAUUUUCAUAUGUCUAUGAUAUUUUCAUAUGUCUAUGGAAACGCCAUCUUGGGCCCAGCCUAAGUAAACAUAAAAUAGACAGAUAGAUAGAGUCGGCUGUGCUGUGGCAACACCCUAAAAUUCUAGUUUCUUAUUUAUUCAAAAAAAAAUAAUAAGAUUGUAAAUUUUAUAAAAUUUGAUAAAAGAUAUUCAUAAAUAUAAAAUAUGGGUUGAACUUUACUUCGGAGGCCCAAAAAUUACGGCCUUUUUUUAUCUUCUUAAAGUAUUUGACGAGUAGAAUCUAAAAGGUGCGGAAUCCAUCGGUUCAGAAGUUAUGCGUGUGUAAAAGUGAGCGUUUUUAGAGUAUUUGACAGGUUAUUUCGAUGCCAAAUUGAGUCUUCUCCGCACCCAAUCCUUUGCUGCAGUGACUAUAGACAGUGACUACUAUCUAUAGUCACUGUUUGCCGGCCGCCGAUGUCGAAGUAACGCGUCAAAUUUAAUACGCUAAAAACGCUCAGUUUUACACACGCAUAACUUCUGAACCGACAGAUUCUACGCCUUAAAACUAGGAUUUUUGAGAAGAUAAAAAAAGGCUAUAAUUUUUGGGCCCCUGAAGUAAAGUUUAGCCAAAAUAUAUUUUUUGAAAACAGUAUUAAAAAAAUGGAUGAAAUUCAAAAAAUAGAAAUACUUAAACAAGAACUCAUACAAGCAGAAAAAGAGAAAAGUGAAACUUUCUUAACAAUUAGAUCAUUAAAAAAUGAAAUUGAAAAAACUGAAUAUAAACAAGCAUCAAAUGAAGAAAUGGCAAAUGAUUAUGAAUAUGAAGUUAACAAAAUCCUACAACAAUCAAAGAAUGUAGGAAUGAGCAGAGGAGAUAGAUGGGAAUCAAGGAAAGCAGAUGAAUAUCGAUUAAAAGCUAUACAAGCUGAACAUCAUAUUGAGAGACUUUGGGAUUCAAGAGACUAUGAAGAAACAAAACUUACACAACUUGAUAAAAAAAUUGAUAAAUUAAAACUAGAAAUAAAUUCUAUUAAUUGUCAGAAUCAAUCCUUAACAAGUGGAUAUGAUAAACCUUCAACUUCUAAAUCACCAAAAAUUUACAGAUUAACUAUUUUUGAUUUCAAGCAAAUGAUUUUUACUUUAGUUCUUUUAAGAAAGUAGUAAAUUAAAGUUAACUACAAAUAUACAAAACACAAAUAUUGUAAUUGGUCAUGUUCAAUCUAAAACUCAACAAGAUACAAUCUAUAUUGAUAAAUUUGGAACUCAACUAACAACCAGUGAACCUAAUUUAUCAUAUAUAAAAAGUAAAGAAAUUGUUCAAAUUGGAUUUUAUAAAAAUGAACAAGAAGAAAUUCAGGUUGUUCAAAUGCCCCAAACUGUUGAGAAACUUCCUAAUUAAUUACUAACAGAAGUAACAUCAUUUAUAUAAAUAUAUGUUUUAUGGUACAUUAGACUUACUGCAUAACUAUUUUGGGGCAUAUUAUAUUUAUUAAAGAAAUGUAAUUUUAUAAAAAAUGGAAAAUAUGUUUAUUAAAA
Molecule: messenger RNA, 1757 nt
Organism: Osmia bicornis bicornis
Lineage: Eukaryota; Metazoa; Arthropoda; Insecta; Hymenoptera; Megachilidae
Exons: 2
Coding region: 882-1382 (166 amino acids)
Source: RefSeq, a predicted model, not a curated record